This is a messenger RNA of Pogonomyrmex barbatus (red harvester ant), 4419 nucleotides long. RefSeq lists its product as uncharacterized. NCBI's taxonomy places the organism in Eukaryota, Metazoa, Arthropoda, Insecta, Hymenoptera, Formicidae. The record is from RefSeq and is a predicted model, not a curated record. Gene Ontology annotation, cellular component: PcG protein complex; transcription regulator complex; chromatin. Gene Ontology annotation, biological process: regulation of transcription by RNA polymerase II. Gene Ontology annotation, molecular function: DNA-binding transcription factor activity, RNA polymerase II-specific; RNA polymerase II cis-regulatory region sequence-specific DNA binding.
CGUGCCGUUCGCCGAUUAGUCCGCUCGUUUGUAAGCGUUGUUUUGUCAUUUUCUACAUUUUAUUGUUAUCUAUAGAAAGAAAUUAGCGAGCCGUGCACGAGCGCGCGCCAACACUUUCCUUCCGGUCACGAGUAAACGCCGAAGAAAACGAUAUCUCGCGCCUCGUCGCCCUUAUCGCCGGACAAGUCUCUCGAUCGGACAUAACCGUUGUAUCGAUCCGAGACACCGCUCUCUAGCUUGCCCGCCCAUCACGGUACAUGUACUGGCAGUGAAUAUCGGAACGCAGCCUCGGUGUAAGGUGCACGGAGAAGCAGAUAACGUAUAACAUAUAACAGAAUUACAUCUUGCAGCAGAAGCGAUUGGUAAGAAAGAUGGAAUGCGCUUUGAAGCACGCGCCAACUGCAUGUGCGAUGAACCGUAACUCCGGGCUCCUAAAACAGAGGAGCUUCUUGUCAUGAAAAAAAAAUAUAAUGCUCCGUCGAAUGUCGUUGUCGCUCCGCAUCAACGUGGGCUUCCUUCGCAGUGCUGGCCACGGAGCAGACCGCCAAUGUCUUGCAGAGGAGCUGCCGCUGUCGCCGCUUUCAUGUCGAGACGACAAAGUCGCGAGAGAAUCUGCUCCGAGGGCGAAGGAACGGAAUGUAUGCCCGUCGAUACACUUUUUGCUUCGUCGAGAACAGAAGAGAUUGGUAGAAAGGAUCGAAGAAUUAAGAGGAAUGAGAAUUGGCAUCAAACAUCAGCCGAGAAGAACAUUGAUGUCGAGACGGUAGCUAGCGAUUUUGAAAAAUGGCUAAAAAUGCGCAGCACGGAGCCAUCGGUACCAUCGAGUAUGGACAUGGAUGCAACCAAGGUGGUGGAAGGCGUAGACCGAUAUCUGGGAGAAGAGAUACUGUCACACGGUUGCUUUCUGGGCAAAGAUCCAUAUGGUUUGUCUCUCGACAUCGAUCUAACGGAUACCAAGAAGCUCAAUUUAUCAUCAGGGUACGAUGCAAUAUUACAAGAUCUAACGCACGGCGAAAAUCGGCUAUUAGAGCCGCCGUGCGAGAAGGUCGUCGACGAGUUUAUGUUGCCAGAGUUUCAAUUAGAUCAUUUGGAUCCAUUGACAGCGCUCUCGCCCGACGAUAUGAUGGUGGCCGGUGAAAUUCUGCCAUCCACGAGCAGUCAGCCAACGCUGAACGUAGAAAAUCAACAUGUAGAACAAAACGCACCAAAAAUAAAAAAUCUAGGGCAGGACAGUGAGAUAUCCUGUGAGAAAUCCACACAGGUUACUCUCAAUGAGCUACCGGUGAAUAUAACGGUUCUACACGAGAUGGAAAACAUAAAAUCUAUGCAGGAAACUAUAAUACAACCUUCAGAACAAAAUUCCUCGGAGCUUUUCAUUGGAACUAUACCGACAAUGGAAGAAAAUUUGUCAAAUACCAUAAAUUCUAUGGAAACAGAAACUCAAAAUGUCAUAAUAGAACAGUUGAAACCCAAAUCUAAAGCGAAACUUGUACCUCGUAUUAUCAAAAAACGUCGCAAGAUGACGGAGCGAAUGGAGAAGAAACUUGACAAGCAUAUCAACAGUAAAAGCUUUGCCGUUGAUGCAAAUUCGCAGGAUGGCAUGAUGGCUUUGGUUGCUAUAUCUACCGAUAAGAUCUCCAACACGACACAGAUCGUUAUCAAUACUGGCACAGAAAAGCAAGUUUAUCAGGGUAAGACUUCGGAAUUGAUUGAAGCUACAGGCAAUUUCCCUAAAUUACCUAAAAUAGACACUUCUGCUGCGGCUUGGAAUAGCUCGGUUGAAUACGGCAUUGACAGCAAUCCAAGUAGUCAAUAUGAAAUUUUUAUAUCCAAUGCAUUGGAGGAACUAGGCAUUACCGAUGAUAGUCUACAGCCCUUGUGUGCCACCGAAAAUGACAAGGUCUGGCUCUGUCCACGAGAUGGUUGCAAUAGACAGUUUGGCAGAUUGUAUACACUAAAAGGUCACUUGUUGGCUCAUUAUGGAGUUAGGCCAUUUAAGUGCGAUUUUGAAGGCUGCACUUGGGCCUUUUAUUCCGAGUUCAAAUUGAAAAGGCACAAAGAGACUCAUUUGAAGCGCAAGGAUUAUGUGUGCGAAGUAGAGGGUUGUAACCGUCGUUUUACCACUGUCUACAAUUUAUGGAGCCACGCGAAGUUACACAAUCGUCCUAAUCGAAUUGUCUGUCAGGUGCCAGAUUGCAACGAAAAGUUUCAAACAAAACGUGCAUUGGAGUUACACAUGAAGUCGCACGAUCAGCGCCACGCACCUUACGUGUGUCAGCACGAGGGUUGCGGCAAGCGUUAUUAUAGCAGCAACGCAUUGACAUCGCAUCAGCGAUCGCAUAGCUACAAAGAAGUGGACAUCAAAUGCUCAUGGUUAGGCUGCGGCAAAAUUUUCGAUAAACCAUGCCGACUCAAGGCCCACAUGCGUUCCCAUACCGGUCACAAACCUUAUCCCUGCACUUUCCAGGAUUGCAAGUGGGCUUUCUCAUCGUCCAGCAAGCUCAAACGUCACCAGAAGAAACAUACGAACGAGCGUAAAUUUGUAUGCGAUGUGCCGGAUUGUGGUAAAGCGUUUAUGCGUUCGGAGCACCUGAAGGAACAUCGGUUGACGCACACAGAAGGUCGUUUCUUUCAGUGCUUUGUAUGCGCUGCCCGAUUCUCUGCCAAGAGUAGCUUAUACGUGCACAUUAAGAAGCAUCAGCAAAUCAAACCAGAUCUGAAUAUAAAUGGUAUAUCUCAAUGCACCUCUAGUGAUCAAAAACGCACGAGAACGAAAGAUUCUCGUUGUUCGCGAGUAAAGCCCAUUGUUGAGUCGGACCAACAAAAUGCAGAAUUAAUUAACGCCACAGAGAGUAUUAUGAAAGAGAACGGCGUUGAGCAGAAUGCUUAUCUGAUGGAUGAAGAUCAACUGGAAUGGUUGUACCGUUGUCCGGUAGAUGUAUGCGGGCAUUUGAUGAAUAGCGAGAAGAAUCUUCGUGAGCAUAUGCUGAAAACACACGACAUACAUUGCGAUGAUUUACUAUCUAAACCGUCUUCGGACAACACCGAUAUAGAUUACGUUUUGUAUACCGUGCAUAGAUCAUCCGCGAAUUCGCCUACUGCCAUUGAGGAAGAACAAAUGGUCAUGGUGACUCCAUGCGAUGCCGUUAUCCUUGAUGCCUCCCCAUCAGAAACAGAUCAUUGUCUGCCAGAAUCGUCACCUUUCAACACUUUGCCGAAGAGUUCGGAAACGUCCCAAAACAAUGUGGAAACUGACAAGGAAACUAUAUCGAUGAAAGAACAAGGCUCGGCAAGGACAGAUCUAACAUAUUCUGAUUGGUCUAGGCUAAAGGAGAACGGUACGCUGGUGAAUCCGAUAGUGACUGAGACGUCGGACAUUAUGACAUUGGACACGAAUGGUGAUUUGAAUGAGGGUCUGUUAUUUACAGAGGAAUUGCCAUCGAUGUAUUAUCAGGACGAUGUGGCAGGUACAGAAUAUCAAGUGCUGUUAUUAGAUUCAAGUCCGCUCGAAAGUGCUGGCAAUUUACGUGGUCUCGAGUGACAUUCGUAAUGAACGCAAGUGAUGAUUUCCACCACCAUAGUCUCGAAUAAUUUUCGUGAUAGAGUGCUCUCGACCAAGUGAUGAUCGUAUGAUUAUUUUGGACAUGGCAAUGUGAUGAUUAUUUUAAACAUAGCUUAAGAGUGGCAUAAUAGUUCCGAAUAAUGAUCGUUAUCAAACAUAGCUUUUGUGGUAACUAAUACGAUCUGUGAUCCAGGAACUGGCCUCAGCCUGAUAUUCAUUUGUAUUGUGCGGCCCAUAAUAGCUUUAAAACGUUAUUUUAUUAAUAAAUCGUUGAUAUUUUUCCAUAAAAAAAAUCGUUAUCUGUGUAUUUCAUUGCUAUUGCUAUCCGAUUAUGAUGCGCGCUUUAAAGUCAUGUAUCGUUUAUAAAUAAUUUAUUUAUUUACUUUUUCAUGUUUUAAUUUAUAUUUUUUUAUAAAACACGCACACACACAGAUACACUUUCGCGUUUGUUGAUUGAUACAAUUCAAUGUCACGUUGCAAAAAGUCUGCCAUUUAAUAUUUUUUUUUUCUAAAAUAACAGACUAUUUCAUGAUAAUUACAGCAAGUUAUAUAAUAGAAAAAGUGCAAUGUAUAAAAGGAUAGAUAUGCAUACAAUUUAAAGAGCAAUUCUUCAUUAUUUUACGCUAUGGAUUUAUAUACAAUCUAUAUUUUAUUAAUAGCAGAAAAGGUAUUUAGCUAUUACAAUCAAUUAACUGCAAUUGGCUGCAUACACAAUAAUCAUAUGGCAUACAAUCACACGCAUUAAUAAGAUAGAAGUUUAGCUAGAUAGGAACUCUCUGAGAAAUAUACGAACAGCUAGCUUGAGCUUUAUAAAUAAAUAAAUCUCCGUUGUUAAAUAAAAUUAUGGUAUUAAUGUC